CCCUGCAUCCCCGCCCCAGCCCAGCCGGCGGGGACCGCGGAGCCGGGUCUGCAGGCCAGCGGGCGGCCCGCGCCGCGGAGGAGGCUGCUUCUCCCCAGGGAUGGUGGAGUUGGAUGGAGACUCCGUCCGUCCUCCUCCAGGAUGAACCCCCUGCCAGAAGCCAUGGAGAACACUCUGACCGGGAGCCAGAGUUCACACGCUUCACUGCGAGACAUCCAUUCCAUCAACCCUGCGCAGCUCAUGGCCAGGAUUGAGUCCUAUGAAGGAAGGGAAAAGAAGGGCAUUUCUGAUGUCAGGAGGACUUUCUGUCUCUUUGUCACCUUUGACCUCUUAUUUGUAACAUUGCUGUGGAUAAUAGAGUUAAAUGUGAAUGGGGGCAUCGAGAACACCCUGAAGAAGGAAGUGAUUCAUUAUGACUACUACUCCUCUUACUUUGACAUAUUCCUUUUGGCAGUCUUUCGAUUCAAAGUGCUGAUACUUGGAUAUGCUGUGUGCAGAUUGCGCCAUUGGUGGGCAAUAGCGUUGACGACAGCAGUGACCAGUGCCUUUUUAUUAGCAAAAGUGAUCCUCUCAAAGCUUUUCUCUCAAGGGGCAUUUGGCUAUGUGUUGCCCAUCAUUUCAUUCAUCCUUGCCUGGAUUGAGACGUGGUUCCUGGAUUUCAAAGUGUUACCUCAAGAAGCAGAAGAAGAAAACAGACUCCUGCUAGUUCAGGAUGCAUCAGAGAGGGCUGCUCUCAUCCCUGCAGGACUUUCUGAUGGUCAGUUUUACUCCCCUCCUGAGUCUGAAGCAGGAUCUGAAGAAGAAGCUGAGGAAAAACAGGACAGUGAGAAACCACUUUUAGAACUAUGAGUUCUGCUCUGUGAACAUCUGUGUGUUCUGUUGCCUUCAGUAUGGAGUUGGGAAACAGGCAGGCAGCACAGCACGUGGCCUCCGACCACUGCUCACUCUUUGUCUGCACUCUUUCUCAAGUGUGAAGAACCCUCACUGCAAGUCAUCUAAGGAGACAGGUGGAGAUGGGCUUCCCCUGGAGCUUAAUGGUGGAUCUGCUCACUGCUGGCUGUUGAUGAGCUAAGGAAUUUACUUAUGGUGAUACCUCAUGGACAUUGCUCCGCCUCCACUCCCAUCAUUCCUGCCUGUGGCAGUUGCGUCCUGCUCUGGUCCUUCCUCUAUUCUGUGAGUCUCCAUCUGACCUGAUAAUGAAUAACUCGGUCUCGUGCUGCAUCCGAAUCAAAAGACUGCUUAAUAUAUUGAAAUAACAAUUUCGUAGUAAGUGAGAUUCCUUUUUAUUUCAAUUCACAGAAUGUUUUUUUUUGUUUGUUUGUUUCAUGUCUCAGAUUUCUUUUGUAUUUCUUUUUUAACUCCUUACAUUUCACUUGUGUUUUUAAACUCAUGCACAUUGCUCUUUAUACAAUUUUAAAAUAAUAAAUCCAACAUAUCAAAAUGA
This is a messenger RNA of Psammomys obesus (fat sand rat), 1444 nucleotides long. RefSeq names its product STARD3 N-terminal like (gene Stard3nl). The record is from RefSeq and is a predicted model, not a curated record. The coding region runs from base 142 to 849 and encodes 235 amino acids. NCBI's taxonomy places the organism in Eukaryota, Metazoa, Chordata, Mammalia, Rodentia, Muridae. The transcript has 9 exons.